Nannizzia gypsea CBS 118893 is the source of this 1320-nucleotide messenger RNA. RefSeq lists its product as hypothetical. The transcript has 3 exons. Bases 1 to 1320 code for a protein of 439 amino acids. The record is from RefSeq and is a predicted model, not a curated record. Gene Ontology annotation, molecular function: transmembrane transporter activity. Gene Ontology annotation, biological process: transmembrane transport. Gene Ontology annotation, cellular component: fungal-type vacuole membrane. Lineage: Eukaryota; Fungi; Ascomycota; Eurotiomycetes; Onygenales; Arthrodermataceae.
AUGGCCGAACACACCCAGGCACCCUCCGAGCCGGAGCUUUCCCGCAGAAACUCCGAAGAAGAUUGCGAGAAGGUGGUUAAUCCCAAUCAGUCAGACGAAGCCGGCAAAGAUGAUGACCACAUCCUUGAUGAUUUCCCUGAAGGAGGCACUCGAGCAUGGGCCGUUGCCAUUGGCACGGCUGGGAUAGCGUUCUGCACCUUGGGUGUCAUCAAUUCGUUUGGAGUCCUCCAGGGCUGGUACCAGGUUAAUCAGCUACAGGACCGCACUGCAUCAGAAAUAUCAUGGAUUGGGUCCACGCAGGCCUUUUUCGUGUUUGGGGGAGGUGUGAUUGGAGGACCCUUAUUUGACCUCUAUGGAGCCAAGGUUAUUUGGCCGGCGGCAUCUCUCUAUAUUGCGAGCAUUAUGUUGACCAGCGUCUGCAAGGAGUAUUAUCAGUUUGUGCUGGCUCAAGGCAUUCUUGGUGGGCUCUCUAAUGGCAUGUCUAUGUUCCCGGCGAUGUCUGCAGGACCCCAAUAUUUCAACAAGAGGCGUGCCGCCGCCAUGGGAAUAGGGAUAGCAGGGUCUUCCCUAGGAGGCAUCGUCUGGCCCAUCGCCCUUAAUAAGAUGCUAAAUGAAACAAAGCUAGGCUUUGGGUGGACAAUACGCAUUGUGGGAUUCGUAAGUCUAGGGCUUCUUCUUCCAUCCUGCAUUGCUAUUAAGGCUCGCCUCCCACCGCGUAAAAAACAAUUCUUCCUCUGGUCAUCAUUUACAGAACCCUCAUAUCUCUAUCUCGUCGCCGCGGGCUUCUUUAGCUUUCUCGGUGUGUUUACACCGUUAUUCUACUUGCCUAUCUAUGCCUAUACCCAAGGCGUGGGCGUCUCUUUGGCUUUUUAUCUUGCGGCUAUUUUUAAUGCAGCAUCAUUUGUGGGUCGAGUUAUCCCUGGCAUCCUUGCCGACAAACUGGGCCGCUUUAAUAUGUUUUUUGCUUCCACUAUUACUAGUGGUCUCCUUACAUUUUGCUGGCCGGAGGUCUAUACCAAAGCUGAGCUAAUUAUAUUCGCUUGCUUCUUUGGCUUUUGCUCCGGUGCAGUCACCACGGGAAUGGCAGUCGCUUUUACCUCUAUCCCUAAAGACCCCAGGAAUAUAGGUACAUAUAUGGGUAUGGGUAUGGGGAUCGCGGCUAUAUCGGCACUCGUGGGGCCCCCUAUUAACGGAGCACUCCUUAGCGACCGGGGGUUUGCCUCAAUGGCAUACUUCAGUGGAUCAGUGAAUUUUUUGGCAACUCUUCUGGUGGUUCUUGCCAAGUAUUCGACCGGCAAAGGAAUCUUUUCGAAAAAUUGA